Impatiens glandulifera is the source of this 1476-nucleotide messenger RNA. Its product is annotated as spermidine sinapoyl-CoA acyltransferase-like. The transcript has a single exon. The record is from RefSeq and is a predicted model, not a curated record. Bases 1 to 1476 code for a protein of 491 amino acids. NCBI's taxonomy places the organism in Eukaryota, Viridiplantae, Streptophyta, Magnoliopsida, Ericales, Balsaminaceae.
AUGGCCAGUACUACGCAUGAACCAACUUCUUGUUGCGUGGUGAAAAAGGAACCUCUUUUGGUGAAACCCUCUGAACCCAUUUCAACUUCUUUCUGCGUGAUGAGAAAGGACCCUCUUUUGGUGAAACCCUCUGCACCCAUACCUCGUCACGACCUUUUUCUCUCAACUAUUGACAAUUAUACCGCCCUCGAGAAUUUCACGCACACCCUCUAUGUUUAUCGUCCGAUCGCUGUGGCCCCUCCCAAUAGUAAUUGCCCCGAUCCUGUUUCUGUUCUGAAACAGAGUCUGGCUAGAACUGUCGUGUUUUACUACCCUCUCGCCGGAAAAAUCAUGAGGUACGACCCUGACCGAAGCCUUCGCAUAACGUUCAACUCGGAUGAAGAAGAUAUUGGAGUCCCGUUCCUUGAGGCAGCCGUACUGGAUUGCGAUCUGAGCUCUCUUAAUUAUAUGGAUGGAGAGAUUACGUCGGUAGCCAAAGAGUUCAUAUUUUAUAACCAGCCGCCCAUAAAUAAGGAUGAUCAAGAACCAUACCACCCUCUCCGUCUCCAAGUAACUGUGUUCCCCUGCGGCGGUUUCAUCAUCGGGAUGAGCAUAUUGCACUCUAUUGUUGACGUGUUUGGAGCUGCUCAGUUUUUUAAAGCGUUGGCCGAACUGGCCGGCGGGAAGGUUGAACCGUCGGUGAUUCCUGUUUGGGAAAGGGAAAGGCUGAUAGUAAAUAUUAUGCCAGAUGAGGAGAAGGCGGUGUGUAAUAAUAAUAAUAAUAAUUCUCAGCCAAACAAUUUGCCAGAAUCCCAGCAUCUUUCCUCUGAGUUGAUAAAUGAAUGCGUCGAUAUAUCUAGCGACGGAAUAAAGAGGCUAAAGCUUAAAUUAGCGACGGAAUUGGGAGACAACGUCACCACAUUCGAGGCACUGAGUUCUUACAUUUGGAGAUCGAGAUUCAAAGCGUUGGAGUUUAACCCAGAUGACAAAACGGUAUUUGUCAUGAUGGUGGGGUUGAGAGAUCGCUUAGAUCAUCCAAAACUACCAAAGGGAUAUUAUGGUAACUCUUUCAUAUUAUCAUCGCCAAUAUUUGUUAUAGGGAGAGACCUAGUUGAGGGGCCUCUCUCGAAAAUGGUUAAGUUGAUUAAAGAGACCAAGAACAUCUGUUCUCAGCCCGAGUUCAUUCGACGUUCAUUGAGUUCAUCGGAGAGGACUCGAUCGGAGAAUAUAGGGACAAUAUUGAAAAGUAGAGGAGGAGUAAUGUUUGCAACAGAUUGGCGAAGUGCUGGUAUUCGGGAGGAAGAGAAUUUUGGAUGGGGAGGUUGUGUGAAUAUCGUGCCAGUUCCAUAUAAUAUGAUUGGAAACAAUAAUUUGUGUGUUUUGUUGCCUCCACUUAGGUUGGAUAAUUCCAAUAAAGAUGGAGUUAAGGUUUUCAUUGGACUUCCCAAGGUUGCCAUGGACAAGUUUAAGCAAGAAAUACAUGCUCUUCACCAAUGA